Messenger RNA from Cydia splendana, 1788 nucleotides. RefSeq lists its product as uncharacterized. Bases 5 to 1786 code for a protein of 593 amino acids. Lineage: Eukaryota; Metazoa; Arthropoda; Insecta; Lepidoptera; Tortricidae. The transcript has a single exon. The record is from RefSeq and is a predicted model, not a curated record.
CAUCAUGAGAAUACGGACGUUCUGCAAGUUGGUGGAGGUAAGCGAGCUGACGCCGCGCAAACUGCGAGAUGAACCCGUCGUGUUGGACGGUCAGAACCUGUUCUACAACUCCUACCAGCGGGCAGGCUUCUCCGGCGCCUUCGGGAUCGAAGCCGACCGCUACGCCCGCCACCUCAGGCAAUACCUACAAAUGUUCAAGAAGGCUAACAUCAAAUGCUACAUCCUAUUCAAAGGAGGACACGAGAACAUAGAGAAGAGGCUGAACAAAGAAAAAGACAGCGAAAUCGUCCCUGUUCUCAUGAAAGAAACUUACAAACAGGUCUUGAAGGAAAUGGAUUUUGAAUACGUGGUUUGUGAGUAUGAAAGCAAGAAAGAUAUCGUUGAACUGGCUCACAAACUCAACUGUCCCAUUAUAAGUUAUGACAUCGAGAAUUGUUUCACCGGACUCCAGUACAUACCUUCCACUACACUUGAACUUCAAAAUGAUACCAUUCAUUGUGGUUACUUCCUAUUAAAAACCUUUUUACGAAAAUAUAAAUUGACCGUAGAUAACCUCGCCGUAUUUAUAGUAUUGACUGAUGAGAAUAUUUUUCCGGAAGGAUUUUUCUCAGAGUUCUUUAAAAGCAUUAAAGCCCCUCUUGGGCCAUUCAAACGUAAUUUGCAUUUGAUGAGAUGGCUUUCUAGGAGCAGCAAGCAACAGAUCUCGGCAACUAUCUUCAGGUUUAUAUCAGCUGAAGAUAAAAAGACGUUCAUUGAAGAGGAAGCCAAAGCUGGGGCGCAAAUAGAACGGCGUGAGUGCGGCGGGCUCGGCGCGGCGUGCCUGUUAGACCGCGACGCCGCCUGCGUGACGCGGGCCGACCCGCGCUGGUUCGCCAAAGGUGUCGCCGCCGAACAUGUUGCUAUUGACUACGUCAACCUUUAUCGGUCCAAAAUAUUUCGUGGAGCUCCUCCCAUUAGAGGAUUUGAACAAGACAACCCCACGCUUCUGGCUUUGGAUAUUAUAAAGUACGCAUAUGAUUUAUUGACUAAUUUCGAAAACGAUGGUUUUAAUUUUGUUUAUGACGCUGGCCUGGAAAAAGAAACGAUUCUCGUCGGAGACACGCAUUCCAUCCGAAAACCGGUUUACGAAGCGGAAGAGUGUGUAUUCCAGAACGGCUGGGAGUCAGUGCGUUCUUUUGGACUGCUCGAGCACUUCGCGCACGAGACGCUACAGCUGGAGAGCCUGAAACGCCUCGACACUGCGCCAGAGGAAACGCGACUGCUGUUACUAGCGCUGGCUUACUUCUCGCGACGCAGGCCUUCGUCGCCCGCUGCACUCUCCUCAGCCGUGCUGCUCGCCUACGUAAUGCUCGACGUGGUGGCUGACAAGGUCGACAAGAAAAAUCUUCCGAAGUUCCCCUUCGACAAGAAGCCGAUUCUGGACUCGACCACAGACAGGAGCGUCGUCACUGAAGCCGACUGCGGGAUCGCGGCCGCUAUAAUGAAUGAGUACUCCACCACAUCCGAGUGUGACGCUGAGCUGAUUUUCGAUGGAAAACUACUCCAUGCGUUGGCGGAGUUCCAGCAAUGCCUGCUGCAGCUGUCGGCACUGAGCGUGCUGUGCGGCGCGGAGGUGUCGGCGCCGGUGUUCGCGCGCACGUACAAUGGCACGCUGGCCUACAAGGUGCUGCGCGCCGCGCAUUGCGCCACGGACCGCCUGCUCUUCCUAGACGAGUUGCUGAGCCCUGCCCCCACCGUCUAUGCUUUUUUUAAUGGCCUCUUAGAGGCUUAUGACGAUUUUUUUUAAAU